GUCAAGGUCUGACCGUAGUCGACUGUUGAUAUUGAUUCCCGAUCUGUCUCAUCUUUCGUACUGUGCAUUUAUCACUGGUUGCAACAGACUGCAAGGAUCAGCAUGACUCAUGAACCCAAGCCCACCACGCUCCCGUCUUCCGUCACUGCACCUGUCGCUGCCUUAAGCAGCAGCAAUGAUUACGAUGGCACGCUCACUCCAGCUCAAGUCGAGCGGUUCCAUCGUGAAGGCUACCUUGUGCUGCCAAACUUCUUCGAUGCCGCACCGAUCUUGGAGCAUGCCAAGCAGGUAAUCAAUGGGUUUGACCCCCAGCGGCAUCCCAUGACGCAAUUUUCCACUGGCGAAGAGGACGACCAGCAAAUGCACGACCGUACACAAAGCAAAAAGCACGUCGGCGACGCCUACUUCCUCGAAAGUGGCGAUGCUAUGCGCUAUUUUCUAGAAGAAGGAGCGGUCGGGAAGGAUGGGAAGCUGACGUGCGAACCGAGCAGGGCUGUCAACAAGUGCGGCCACGCGCUACAUGCUCUUGAUCCGACAUUCGCCAAGUUCAGCUUCGAUAGAAAGAUCCAGAACGUCGCUAGAUCUCUCAACGUGCACAAAGAUCCAAGAGUUCUGCAGAGCAUGAUUAUCUGCAAGCAACCCUCGAUUGGCGGCGCAGUUCCAUCUCAUAAUGACUCUACCUUCCUUUAUACAGAUCCGCCUUCUGCAGUGGGUUUUUGGUUUGCGCUUGAAGACUGUACAUCUGCGAACGGUUGUCUGUCCUUUAUGCCCGGCUCGCACCGCUGGCCCUCGUCCACUUCGCCUGCUGCAUCUGGCGCCCCUCGACCGCGAGAUGACCCUGCAUAUCUCAGUAAGCUGGAUCUCGGCCCGGCCCGCGGCAUCAACAAGCGCUUUGUCCGUAACGAUCCGAGUGAUACGACGCAAGGCACCAGCUUCACCGCGCUGGGCGACGGCGAGAGCGAGGAGGCAAAGUGGGACGACGAGGCGGCAAGAAUGGAAGAAUGCAAAGCCGGCGCACUCGUCCUCAUCCACGGCAGCGUGCUACAUAAGAGCGAAAAGAACCUCUCUCCAAAAUCGCGUUACAUCUACACCUUCCACAUGAUCGAGGGUCAAGACAAGUACGACGAUAAGAAUUGGCUGCAGCCAACGCCCAAGCUGCCUUUCACCCCCCUGCUGAAUCCUCCAGAAGCGAUAAAGCAGCUGAUCGAAGCAUAGUUGCAACCUGUAUCGGUAGCUCAUUCUAACGUUAAGUGAAGAAAUCUGCAUCAUUUGGG
Molecule: messenger RNA, 1274 nt
Organism: Tilletiaria anomala UBC 951
Lineage: Eukaryota; Fungi; Basidiomycota; Exobasidiomycetes; Georgefischeriales; Tilletiariaceae
Product: PhyH-domain-containing protein
Exons: 3
Coding region: 103-1215 (370 amino acids)
Source: RefSeq, a predicted model, not a curated record